UUUUUUACGACUUCAGCACUUCUGGCAACUAAAGUGAAAGUAGGGCGUAAACAGAAAGUAGGACGAAUGAGAGUUAAUUUACUAAACCGUUUUGUCUUGUCUAAAACAAGUAUACAGAAAGCUUUAAGGAGAAAUGUAAUGACCACUAGCCAGAUACCACUUGGUGUAUCAGAUACAAUCCUAGAUAACUGUGAUGUCACACAAGUCCAGUUAAUGAAAGAAGAAUGCAUCCUGAUAGAUGAAAAUGACAAACAGAUAGGUUCUGCAUCAAAGAAACAUUGCCAUCUACUAGAAAAUAUCAACAAAGGUUUGCUCCACAGAGCCUUUAGUGUGUUUUUGUUUAAUCAAGAGGGACAACUUCUGUUACAACAAAGAUCUGAUGCCAAAAUUACUUUUCCUGAUAAUUUUACAAACACUUGCUGCAGCCAUCCACUGUAUACAGAUCCAGAACUAGAGGAAGCAAAUGCCAUAGGUGUGAGGAGAGCAGCUCAGAGGAAAUUAAAACAUGAAUUAGGAAUAUCACCAGAACAGGUUUCUGUAGAUGACUUUAAAUAUCUGACCAGGAUACAGUACAAGGCUGGUAACCAACCAGAAGAUGGCAUAUGGGGAGAAAGUGAAAUAGACUAUAUAUUAUUUAUCCAAAAAGAUGUAGAUGUAAAGAUAAAUCCUAAUGAAGUAAAAAGUUACAAAUAUCUAAGUCAGGAUCAGCUCAGAGAUUUUUUAGCAACAUCAGACAGUGAAGGACAUUUGAUAACACCCUGGUUCAGACUUAUCACAGAUAGAUUCCUAUAUAAAUGGUGGAGUAAACUGGAUAAUUUAGAAUCAGAGAUGGACCAUAAAACUAUUUAUAAAUUGUCAUAGAUUGUGUUGUUCAAUCAAAAGAAAAUGUGUAAUUUCAUUUUUUUAAAUUACAGUGCUGAAAUAUAUUUCAUAAACAUG
Mytilus trossulus (common blue mussel) is the source of this 939-nucleotide messenger RNA. RefSeq names its product isopentenyl-diphosphate Delta-isomerase 1-like. Gene Ontology annotation, molecular function: isopentenyl-diphosphate delta-isomerase activity. The transcript has 6 exons. Gene Ontology annotation, cellular component: cytoplasm. NCBI's taxonomy places the organism in Eukaryota, Metazoa, Mollusca, Bivalvia, Mytilida, Mytilidae. The coding region runs from base 67 to 861 and encodes 264 amino acids. Gene Ontology annotation, biological process: isoprenoid biosynthetic process; isopentenyl diphosphate biosynthetic process. The record is from RefSeq and is a predicted model, not a curated record.